Molecule: messenger RNA, 1474 nt
Organism: Morus notabilis
Lineage: Eukaryota; Viridiplantae; Streptophyta; Magnoliopsida; Rosales; Moraceae
Product: trihelix transcription factor GT-4
Exons: 5
Coding region: 100-1344 (414 amino acids)
Source: RefSeq, a predicted model, not a curated record
UUCCUCGGCAAUGGUUGAUCGUCUGAGAUUCUUCUCAGACGAACUCAAGAAAAAAAUCCAGUGAAAGCACCUGCAAACUCCAACCAAUCGGGCGUCGGUAUGUACUGCUCGGAGAAGUCGCGUCCGGUGGACUUCGUCGGAGGAGGAGAAGAAGAAGAAUCGGAAAGAGAGAUGAUGAUGGAGGUGGUUUCAGUCUCCGCCAAUGGCGUGCUGCCACCUCACCAGAGGGCCCACACGCAGAUGAUAAUUCUGGGAGAGAACAACAGCAGCGGAUCAGGAGAAGAGCAGGAGGUGAAAGCCCCGAAGAAGAGGGCGGAGACGUGGGUCCAGGAAGAGACCCGGAGCCUAAUCGGGUUCAGGAGAGAGGUCGACGGGCUCUUCAACACCUCAAAGUCGAACAAGCAUUUGUGGGACCAGAUCUCCGCCAAGAUGAGGGAGAAGGGAUUCGAUCGCUCUCCCACCAUGUGUACGGACAAGUGGAGGAACUUGCUUAAGGAGUUCAAGAAGGCCAGGCACCAAGUCAGAGUCGGUAGUAGGUCUGCUAAGAUGUCGUAUUAUGAGGAUCUUGAGGAGCUUCUCAGAGACAGGAACAAGCACAAUAAUAGCAAUAAUAGUUGCAACAAUAACAAUAAUAACAAUAAUAACAAUUCUGCUGUUGCUGUUUUGGGUUCGGCUUACAAGACUCCAGCUCCUCCCAAAGUUGACUCCUUUAUUCAUUUCUCUGAUAAGGGUCUUGAGGAUGCUAGUAUCCCAUUUGGCCCAAUUGAAGCUAGCGAUCGUUCUGCAGUAAACUUGGAGAGGCGGUUGGAUCAUGAAGGUGAUCCACUUGCUAUUACUGCAGCUGAUGCAGUUGUAGCCAGUGGAGUUCCACCUUGGAAUUGGAGAGAUCCCCCUGGAAAUGGAGGAGAGAGCCAAUCUUCUUAUUGCGGAAGAAUCAUUACAGUCAAGUUGGGAGAGUAUAGCAGACGCAUCGGUAUUGACGGAACUGCGGAUGCAAUAAAGGAGGUGAUCAAAUCCGCUUUCAGAAUAAGAACAAAGCGGGCGUUUUGGUUGGAGGAUGAAGAUCAGGUUGUCCGGAGUCUUGACAGGGAUAUGCCUCUGGGAAACUAUACCCUACACCUUGAUGAAGGAAUUACAAUAAAACUUUGCUUCUAUGAUGAGUCGGACAGAGUUGUGGUGCGUAAUGAAGAGAUAACGCUGUACACAGAGGACGAUUUCCGUGAUUUUCUCACGCGCCGUGGCUUCACCGGUUUAAGAGAAUUGAGUGGCUAUCGGCGCAUUGAUACUUUGGAUGAUCUUCAGUCUGGUGCAAUGUACCAAGGAGUCAGACUUCUUGGCGACUAGCCUGCAAUUUAUCUUAUAAAUCCCUCUUAGAUUGUAAAAGGUCACGCCGUAUUUUCUUUUUUCUUUUUUCUGUUUGGUUAAAUCCUACUAUUUUCAAGACAAGACUUAAUGUAUAUACAGUUAUACAGUA